Messenger RNA from Plasmodium yoelii, 936 nucleotides. RefSeq names its product PIR protein. The record is from RefSeq and is a predicted model, not a curated record. Lineage: Eukaryota; Apicomplexa; Aconoidasida; Haemosporida; Plasmodiidae. The transcript has 3 exons. The coding region runs from base 1 to 936 and encodes 311 amino acids.
AUGGAUGAUUAUAUGUGUGGUAGGUUUAGUACAUUAAGGUUAUUUUAUCCUGAUGAAUUAAACAAACCUUCAUAUUCUGAUUUUCAUAGUAAUGGGAAUAUUAAGGAUUACUGCUCUGAUGGAGAUUCAGGAAACACUAAAGAAUGUAAGACUGAUUUCGACAAAAUUAAGGCUGUAUGUUUAUGGUUGUUUGAGCAAUUGUUUGUGAAAAAUAAUAAUAGUAAUAUCAAUACUCUUGAAUACAUUAUGAUAUGGUUAAGUUAUAUGUUAACCCUAAAGAAAGUUAAAAACAUCAACAAUCUAAAAGGGUUUUAUGAAGCAUAUAUAAGAAAUAAUACGCAUUAUACUAAUUGUAAUACUGGUGGUAAAGAUUGUAGUAAUUUAUUAAAAGAUAAUACGGGAUAUACAAACUAUAAGGAAAUCAUAGAUACAAAAAAGGAUUUGUUGAAUAUUAAUAUUGAAAAUAUGUCUAAAUUUUAUGAUGCAUUUAAAUUAUUAUGUAGCAUACAUACUGAUUUUAAUGAACAUAAGCCAAAUUGCACGGGAUAUAUAGAAAAAUCUAAUGAAUUUGUUUCGAAAUAUACAAAUCUUAAUGAUGAUUCUAAUAAUAUUGAUGGCAGUUCGUAUAGAAAAGUAUUGUGUACUUUAUCAAAUGAUUAUGAUAAUUUUAAAAAGAAAUGUAAUAGUGUUAAUUGCAUGGAUAUUCCAUCCCUUCCACCUAUAAAAAAAAUACAAGUUUCUGUAAACAGUCCUGAACAAACUUUACAAGAUUCUGGAGUUACAUCAUCAAACCCAUCAAUAUUAAGCAAAUUAAUUCCAGUUUUAUCGAUAAUUGUUGCAAUACCAAUAUUCUUUGGAAUUUUUUAUAAGUAUUCGUUAUUUGAAUUCCGGAAACGACCUCAAAAACAACAUUUAAGAGAAAAGCUAAAAAAAUAA